Messenger RNA from Aspergillus caelatus, 1080 nucleotides. It is a transcript of the gene pfy1, whose product is annotated as profilin. Gene Ontology annotation, molecular function: actin monomer binding. The transcript has 5 exons. Gene Ontology annotation, cellular component: cell cortex. Lineage: Eukaryota; Fungi; Ascomycota; Eurotiomycetes; Eurotiales; Aspergillaceae. The record is from RefSeq and is a predicted model, not a curated record. Bases 322 to 714 code for a protein of 130 amino acids.
UUUAUUUUUUUUUUAUUGCAUGAAAGAGUCCCUCCAGGAGUGCCAGGGCGGGGCACGCAAAUCACUUGUGUUUUUUUUCCCGUUUGGUUGCCAACACAGUCAAACACACCCCACCUGCUGGUCUCUCUUCGGCGCGGCUCUACCUUAACUAAUAAUCAACUUCAACGCAUUCUUUCCCCUCUUUCUUCAUCCCACACAACGAAUAACCACUUCUAAAUUCUUCAUCUACUCUGACAACCUUUCGCGGUUCACCUUCCUACUCACUUCACCCACUUCCCUUUUCCGACCGUUCUCCGUCAUUUCUCCCGUUCAUCAGUCACUAUGGGUGCGCACUCUGCUGUUUGGCAAGGAUAUGUCGAUUCCAGCUUGAUGGGAUCCGGCCAAUUUGACAAGGCAGCCAUUCUGAGCCACGACCUUUCUGGCACCGAGGCUUACUCUCCCGGCUUCACGAUCAGCGCCGAAGAGCUCCAGGGCCUAGUUGCCGCCUACAAGGAUAGUGGGGCGACGAUGACAAAUGGUUUCAAGGUCGGCGGAGAGAAGUUCCUCGCUAUUAGGGCCGACGACCGCAGUCUAUACGGAAAGAAGGGCAAGGAGGGUAUUAUCGUUGUGAAGGCCAAGUCCUGCGUCAUGAUCGCCCACCACCCUGAGUCUAUCCAGACCACCAACGCCGCAACCGUUGUCGAGAACCUCGUUGACUACAUCAACAAGUACUAGACGGCGGUGUGGGAACGAAAUGAAUGUGUCUUCUUAACUUGUGAAAAAGGACUGUGUCUGCUUUGAAUCGAUUUACUGGCGGGUCCUCUUCAUUUCUACUAUAACUCUACCCCUUUUAUUCCUUUUAUAUUCGCCGUUCGAUAUUGAGCAUCGCUCGUAGAUAUGUCACAUGUGCCAUAGGUUCUGAUCUAGUACGCAAGAAAAGGUUUUCAAUUUCCUGUCGUCUCAUGGUUAGUUGUUGAUAAGCAACAGUAUAGCGGUUUGUGAGAUAUUGUCUGCAGAACAGGGUUUCUCGUUAUCAUGUUCUGUACUAGUAUGAUGAACAUGGGUGCCUAUUCGCCCAAGAUACACUCUUGCAUAAUGUAC